AAUUUAAUAAAUGCAAUAACUAUUUUGAGAUUUCUCUCUCAGAACAAAGCCAGUGAUCGCCGCCACCUGAUUUGGUCAUCGGCUGGCCGGCGGACCUUUCGUACCAGGUGCUCGUCCAUCUUUCAUAUGCUCAGCCGUUGUUCCCCCUUUAUUUUCGUUCACCCAGCCAUGCUGCCAGAAUCCGGUGACUGUCACCACACCUUCACUGGCGUUACCUUGCCGGAAAUAGAUGAAAUUGGCUGUCCUGUGUGAUGUGGUUAGGUUUUGUUCAAUGGAAGUAUGUAGAUCCGGCAGAUCUGUGACUAAAAAUUUCUCCGGCUUUCAGAUCUACACUACCACUGGCCAGGCCUGAUGGUGAACGAUUCGUCGGCGACCAUAUUUUGUCAUCCUUUCAUUCUUAUAAAUUUGCAAGCAAAUUUUCAGGUGGUACUGUAACCGCAACUUUAUAUAAACCUAAGCUAUUGAUAAUCCCACUACUGUCAGCUCUUCACGCGAGGACAACUUCAGUUCAAACUCAAAUUGUUUGGUACCUGCUGCAGAAUCAGUAGUAACAGACACGUGAGCUGGGUACCUUCAUAUGUCGUGUUUGGAAAUGGUGGAAAAUUUUGAACAUAUGAAGAAGAUGAUGAAGGUUGGCGUAGGUCCCACAUUUGCCAUAUGUUUGGAAUUUGUUUGAGAGUAUAUCAAAAGAGAAGUGUUACCAAUUUCUAUAUAUGAGCAUGCAUACUAUAUUUACCAAAAGGAAUGAAACUGCAACUUGGUGGGGCAGCCUUGUUCCUCAAUCAGUGGAGUCUUUUGGCCAUUUGAAAUCUGCAUCUAUUGAGCAGCCUUCCAAGGGGGACACUACUGAAUUUACUACUUCCUCUGAAUCUCAAUCAGGCGAUUCCAAAUCUUCAGAAAAGGCAGAAAAGCUUUCAAAUGUUCUGGAUGGUGUUUCUAUGAAAUCAUCUUAUAUGGACUAUCAUGGCCACUUUGAGCCCCUGAUUUAUGCAAAGUAUCCUUAUGGAGAGAAGUGCCUUGGGUUAUUCUCAGCUUAUGGUUCUCAAGUUUCGGGCCGCAUUAUGCUACCACUGAAUUUGACCUCUGAUGAAGGCCCGAUAUUUGUCAAUGCAAAGCAGUAUCAUGGGAUACUUAGGCGUAGAAAGUUUCGUGCAAAGGAGAUGGAGAAUAAAUUGCUUAAACCACGCAAGCCGUUCUUGCACCUAUCCCGCCAUCUCCAUGCCAUGCGCCGACCUAGGGGAGGUGGCGGCCGCUUCUUGAACACAAGGAAGAUGAAUGAAAGUAUCAAUGAUGAUACAAAUGGUACAACCAAGACUAGUAACAGGAAAUCUCAACCCACUGGAUCACAGAAUUCUGAAGUUCUGCAGUCUGAUCAUAUAGGCAAUUUUAACUCACCAAAGGAAACAACUAGCAGAAUGUCCUGUAAUUCAUCAGAGGUUACUAGCUUCUACUCCAGGGGAAAUCUUGAUACUUAUACAGUUCACAAUCCUAAGCCAUCAGUUCAGGCUUUUUUUGAUAUGAUGAAUACUAGCCAUGAUAUUCUCAUGGGCAGUAACUGGGGUUCUGCAGCAUCAGAUAGUUGCUGCAACCUCAACAUUUGAUAACGUCGUCCUUACUACAACCAAGUUGACAUCUCUGGACUAUGUUCCUACCGCGAUUUGGUUGCUAGAAUAGGCAGAUCAUCCUUGGCUAUCGACAGGCAGUUCAUCCUUGGCUUAUCCGCAUUAAGGUGUCGCCUCUCUCAUUCCAUCAGCUAUGAAGCUAUGUGGAUGUUACGAGGUGCUAAAACCUUAAUGCACUUCCAUCAUAUAUAGCAAUAGUAGGAUUAUAUAUCCUAAAUAUAAAGAAGUUUAUGAAGGUCCAAAUAAUCAGGUUUGCGAUGUUGUGCAUAUGUUGGUUUGUAAAAAUAGAGUUGAUCAUAUGUUGAUUAUUAAACUUGAUAUUCACUAAUGUGUAAUUUGGUAUGUUUUAGACUGGAAGUUGUAUUUGGAUGGAAGUGAAUGUUUAUGAUAUAAUAUUUUGGACAUAAGUUUGUAUAA
Molecule: messenger RNA, 2039 nt
Organism: Nicotiana attenuata
Lineage: Eukaryota; Viridiplantae; Streptophyta; Magnoliopsida; Solanales; Solanaceae
Product: nuclear transcription factor Y subunit A-10-like
Exons: 6
Coding region: 714-1601 (295 amino acids)
Biological process (GO): regulation of transcription by RNA polymerase II
Molecular function (GO): DNA-binding transcription factor activity, RNA polymerase II-specific; RNA polymerase II cis-regulatory region sequence-specific DNA binding
Source: RefSeq, a predicted model, not a curated record